Molecule: messenger RNA, 8014 nt
Organism: Peromyscus leucopus (white-footed mouse)
Lineage: Eukaryota; Metazoa; Chordata; Mammalia; Rodentia; Cricetidae
Gene: Ppip5k1
Product: diphosphoinositol pentakisphosphate kinase 1
Biological process (GO): inositol phosphate biosynthetic process; inositol metabolic process
Cellular component (GO): cytosol
Molecular function (GO): diphosphoinositol pentakisphosphate kinase activity; 5-diphosphoinositol pentakisphosphate 1-kinase activity; inositol hexakisphosphate kinase activity
Source: RefSeq, a predicted model, not a curated record
UGGGAAAAUUCAGUGGUGGUGGUGGUGUGUGUUGGUUUCCUUUGCUGUUGUUGGAGCCUCUAAUCAAAUGCAAGGUGAUGACAAGAAAUUGGAGGUCCAUGCCAACUGCCCUCAGCUCUAAGAGCUAAAGAAGUUCCAGCCCACGGUUGCUCUAACAGGUCUCCAGAUCUAAUUUAGCACAGGUGCCCCCCUAGAUGGUCUCCUUCUUCCCUCCACCCCUUCCCUUCCUCCCUUCCAUAGUCAGCCUGCCCUUUGCCCCGGUGCAGAAUCUGCCGUUUUCUUAGGCAACAAAGUUUGGGGAGAAGAAGAAGGGGAAAGAGCACAGAGAACAGGAGCGCGGUUUUGGAAACACCACAUUAGAACCCCAGCUUCUCCCAGAAGUACAUCCAAAUAAGCCCUUGGCUGUGUCCUGGCUGUCCCCGCCAGGCUUCUUUCUAUGUUUGCUUUGUUAACUAUGAAUCUGGAGCCUCAUCUCCUUUCAGUCCGUGUUUGUGAGCAGACGUCUCCAUCCUAUUUUCUCCCAUCCCAGGGCUGUAGUAGAAUUUCAAGAACAUGGCUGGAUGGUGUUAAAAAAAGCAGGGAAGGCUUCAGGAAAGGGCAGCUGGUGAAGGAAUCCUCGACACAGGGAGAGCUCUCGUUUCAGAAAAGGCACAAAGAGUGUGAUGAAGCUCUAACUGGGGAAGUUGUGAGAUAUCUUUGGGAACGCCACGGUUAGGUCACUAAAAGGGAAUGCAAAGGAAUGGUCUGUCGGUCAGGAGGCAUGCGUGUGUGCAAACUGCAGUGUAUAACUGGAGACGUCAAGGAGAAGAAUGUUCUGUCUUGUGGUUGAGCAAUCGAGGCAUCAGAUGAUCAAGACUGAGGCGGCUAAGGUCUAUAUAAAGGUCAUCUAUAAUUUUCUAAUCAAAGCUGCAACCCUAGUUGUAAUGGAAGAUUUUUAAGUUAAAAUAGAGAGCGGAAUUAUUGAAGACUUUAAAACUCUGUAAGAGUAAGUUAACUAAUUUACUCAAGGAGUUCUUGGCUUCAUUAGGGUUGACAGUGUUUCUGAGAACUAUCGAACAUGGAAAAUUUCUGUUCAGUGACUCCAUUUUAUUUUUGGAAGAUAACAAUAGUUGUUCAUACCCUUACAAUUCAUUAUUAGCAAAUAUUAUCCUUGCUUGUAUUAGCUUCCAAUCUUUUUGAGUUUUGAAAAUAGACAUUUAUUUAUAGGCAAGUUUGUAUAGGCAUCAUUGGAAACUUAACAUUCUCUUUUUUUCUUCGAAUGUAACUACUGUUAAAGAUUUGGUGUCUUUUCAGUCCAUUUUUUAAAUUAUGUAUUUUGUUUUGUUUUGGGGACAGGUCUCACUGUGUAGUCCUGGCUGGCCUGGAACUCACAAUGUAGACCAGGAUAGCCCUGAAUUCACAGAGAUCUCCCUGCUUUUACCUCCCAAGUUCAGGUAUUGAAGGCAUGCACCACCACACCCAGACUCAGUCUAUUAACUGGGGCUGGAAAGGUGGCUUAGUGAAUAAGAUCCCUGGUUGUUCUUUCAGAGGACCUGGGUUCUGUUCCCAGCAUAAAUGUGUACAGAGAUACCUCCAGGUAGAACACCCAUACAUAUAAAAGUAUGCUUAAAACAACAAGAAUAACAAACCGACAACAAACUUGUACUAAUUGCAUGUGCAAUCAUAAAUAGCUUGUGAUGUUUAUUUAUGCAAAUAGAUUGUGCUCUGUGUUUACCUUGACAUUUUGUGGUUGGAAACUGUUGUAUAUAACUUACAUGUUUAAUGUGUAUGUUUAUGGACCUGUAGCACAUGUGGAGGUCAGAGGAUAACCUGUGGAAGUCAGUCCUCUCCCUCCUCCAGAUAGGUCCUAGGGUUCAAGACUGUUAGGCUUGGCACCAAAGGCCUCCAUUCGAACCAUCUUGCUGGCCCUCAUUUAUCUUUAAAAUCUGGUGUUUUGUUUUUCUUUUCUAUAUACGGCAUCAUAGUUUACCAUUCUUCUUAUGGCAUCUGAAUUGUUCUUAGUUUUCCCUAGGCAACAAUGAGCUAGAGAAGGGAAGAAUGUCUUUGUGUGUGUUCACGAGUGUGUGAGAGUCUUGCCAUAGCCAUCUAUCUGCCUGGUGCUGCUAACAGUUAGGACUGAGUAGAUCUUGAGAUAGCAUAUACAUCUUAGAAUUUCUCACAGCAUUCCUGACAUCUGCUCACUAGAAACUAGUAUAGCACCUUUCCAAGUUGUAGUAACCAGGCAUGUCCCCUGACAGAUCUCUCUCUGGUACAGCAAAAUCACUACAGUUUCUGCUAAAACUCUAGGCAUGUGCACACAGAAGUGGAACUGCCAGCUUGUUCUGAUCCAAGUUCAUAAGGAAUCAACAGUAGCCUUCCUUGAAGAACUGCCUCUUCUAUUUGCUGCCUGGAGUUAACAUUGUUUCCUGCUGGCAGAAUCAGGGACAUGCCAGCACUAGCGGGAUGAGUGGGCGUGCCGGCGGGGAUGUGGUCACUGACGGCCAAUGAGGACGCGAAGACUACGGCCCACUUCUUCCUCGGAGCCGGAGAUGAGGGCUUGGGCGCCUGUGGAAUAGGCAUGAGGAUGGAAGAGAGUGACAGUGAGCUCCUUGAGGAUGAGGAGGAUGAAGUGCCUCCAGAACCUCAAAUUAUUGUUGGCAUCUGUGCCAUGACCAAGAAGUCUAAGUCCAAGCCGAUGACCCAAAUCCUCGAGCGACUCUGCAGGUUUGACUACCUGACUGUUGUCAUCCUGGGAGAAGAUGUCAUCCUCAACGAACCCGUGGAGAACUGGCCAUCCUGCCACUGUCUCAUCUCCUUCCACUCCAAAGGCUUUCCUCUGGACAAAGCUGUUGCUUACUCCAAGCUUCGAAACCCCUUCCUUAUCAAUGAUCUGGCCAUGCAGUAUUACAUCCAAGAUAGGAGGGAGGUGUACCGGAUCCUGCAGGAGGAAGGUAUCGAUCUGCCGAGAUAUGCUGUACUCAACCGUGACCCCGCCUGUCCUGAGGAGUGCAACCUGAUAGAAGGAGAAGACCAGGUGGAGGUCAACGGAGCUGUCUUCCCCAAGCCCUUUGUGGAGAAGCCAGUGAGUGCAGAGGACCACAAUGUUUACAUCUACUACCCCAGCUCCGCCGGGGGAGGAAGCCAGCGCCUCUUCCGGAAGAUUGGCAGCCGGAGCAGUGUCUACUCCCCCGAGAGCAGCGUCCGGAAGACAGGAUCGUACAUCUACGAGGAGUUCAUGCCAACAGAUGGCACAGAUGUUAAGGUGUAUACAGUGGGGCCAGAUUAUGCCCAUGCUGAAGCGAGAAAGUCUCCAGCUUUGGAUGGGAAGGUGGAACGAGACAGUGAGGGGAAAGAGGUUCGCUAUCCAGUCAUGUUGACGGCCAUGGAAAAGCUGGUGCGGAAGGUCUGCGUGGCUUUUAAGCAAACAGUUUGUGGAUUUGACCUUCUUCGUGCCAACGGUCACUCCUUUGUGUGCGACGUCAAUGGCUUUAGCUUUGUCAAGAACUCGAUGAAAUAUUAUGAUGAUUGUGCCAAGAUUCUGGGGAACACCAUUAUGCGGGAACUUGCGCCACAGUUCCAGAUACCAUGGUCCAUCCCCACAGAGGCUGAGGACAUUCCCAUUGUCCCUACCACGUCUGGCACCAUGAUGGAGCUCCGCUGUGUCAUCGCGAUUAUCCGUCACGGAGAUCGCACCCCAAAGCAGAAGAUGAAGAUGGAGGUGACGCACCCGAGGUUUUUUGCUCUAUUUGAAAAACAUGGUGGAUACAAGACGGGAAAAUUAAAACUUAAGCGACCUGAGCAGCUCCAGGAGGUGCUGGACAUUACGAGACUGCUGCUGACUGAACUGGAGAAGGAACCAGGCAUUGAGAUUGAGGAGAAGACGGGGAAACUGGAGCAGCUGAAGUCCGUGCUGGAGAUGUAUGGUCACUUCUCAGGUAUCAAUCGGAAGGUGCAGCUGACUUACUACCCCCACGGAGUGAAGGCUUCGAACGAGGGCCAAGAUCCACAGAGAGAAGCCCUGGCACCAUCUCUCUUGCUGGUCCUGAAGUGGGGCGGAGAGCUGACUCCUGAUGGCCGCGUGCAGGCCGAGGAGCUGGGGCGAGCCUUUCGCUGCAUGUACCCUGGGGGCCAGGGUGACUAUGCGGGCUUCCCUGGCUGUGGGCUGCUCCGUCUCCACAGCACUUUCCGACAUGACCUCAAGAUCUACGCCUCUGACGAGGGUCGAGUCCAGAUGACUGCUGCCGCCUUUGCAAAGGGCCUCCUGGCUCUAGAAGGGGAGCUCACACCCAUUUUGGUGCAAAUGGUGAAGAGUGCCAACAUGAAUGGGCUGCUGGACAGCGACAGCGACUCUCUGAGCAGCUGCCAGCACCGGGUGAAGGCGCGGCUGCACCACAUCCUGCAGCAGGACGCCCCCUUCGGCCCCGAGGACUAUGACCAGCUGGCCCCCACUGGCAGCGCUUCUCUGCUCAACUCCAUGUCUAAAAUCCAGAAUCCCGUGAAAGUCUGUGAUCAGGUGUUCGCCCUGAUUGAAAACCUUACCCACCAGAUCCGGGAGCGGAUGCAGGACCCCAGCUCUGUAGACCUGCAGCUCUACCACAGUGAGACACUAGAGCUAAUGCUGCAGCGUUGGAGCAAACUAGAGCGCGACUUUCGACAAAAGAGCGGCCGCUAUGACAUCAGCAAGAUCCCUGAUAUCUACGACUGUGUCAAGUACGAUGUGCAACACAAUGGAAGUCUGGGACUUCAAGGCACAGCCGAGUUGCUACAUCUUUCAAAAGCUCUGGCCGAUGUGGUCAUCCCGCAGGAGUAUGGGAUCAGUCGAGAGGAGAAAAUGGAAAUUGCUGUAGGUUUCUGUCUGCCACUGCUGCGGAAAAUCCUCCUUGACCUGCAGAGAACCCACGAGGAUGAGUCUGUCAACAAGCUGCAUCCCCUGUACUCCCGCGGGGUGCUCUCUCCAGGCCGCCAUGUUCGGACACGUCUCUAUUUCACCAGUGAGAGUCACGUUCACUCCCUACUCAGUGUCUUCCGUUACGGGGGACUUCUUGAUGAGACCCAGGAUGCACAAUGGCAGCGAGCUUUGGCUUAUCUUAGUGCCAUCUCAGAGCUCAACUACAUGACCCAGAUUGUUAUCAUGCUCUAUGAGGACAACACGCGGGACCCGUUGUCGGAAGAGCGGUUCCACGUGGAGCUGCAUUUCAGCCCUGGGGUGAAAGGUGUGGAAGAAGGCAGUGCCCCGGCGGGCUGUGGAUUCCGUCCAGCCUCCUCGGAGAACGAGGAGAUGAAAGCAGAUCAAGGCAGCAUAGAGAACCUAUGCCCGGGGAAGGCCGCAGAUGAACCCGACCGAGCAUUGCAGACCUCACCCCAGCCUGUUGAGGGCACUGGCCUCCCAAGGAGAUCACCCCUCAUUCGGAAUCGAAAGGCUGGCUCCAUGGAGGUCAUGAACAUGCAGUGCACGGGGAACCUGGACCUGAUCCCCUUGAGGGGACGGCGCCGCAGGAGGUCAGGAGACCUCCCCAGGCUUUCCCCAGCCAUCGGCCUACAGCCCCGGGCUGUGUCCACCACUCACCUGGCUUCCUGCACACAGGUGCUGUCUGAAACUUCAUCUUCGAGACCUGGUGGCUACCGGCUGUUUUCAUCUUCACGGCCACCAACCGAGAUGAAGCAGAGCGGCCUCGGCUCACAGUGCACAGGGCUGUUCAGCACCACAGUGCUGGGUGGCUCCUCCAGCGCUCCGAAUCUUCAGGACUACGCCCGCAGCCAUGGCAAAAAGCUCCCGCCUGCCAGUCUAAAGCACCGAGAUGAGCUCUUGUCUGUCCCGGCCGUAAAACGAUUUUCUGUGUCGUUUGCAAAGCAUCCGACUAACGGAUUUGAAGGGUGCUCCAUGGUACCUACCAUCUACCCCCUGGAAACACUACAUAAUGCCCUUUCCUUGCGUCAAGUGAGUGAAUUCUUGACCAAAGUCUGCCAGCGCCACACUGAUGCCCAUGCUCAGGCAUCUGCAGCCCUCUUUGACUCUAUGCACAACAACCAGGCCUCAGAUGGCCCGUUCUCCCCACCCCGUGCUCUUCACUCACCGCCCCUGCAGCUUCGGCAUCGCUCUGAAAAGCCACCUUGGUACAGCAGUGGUCCCUCCAGCACCGUGUCCAGCGCUGGCCCUUCCUCUCCUACCGCAGCGGAUGGAAACUCACACUUUGGCUUCAGUGAUCAGUCCUCUGUAAAUACACAUAUGACUGAAGAAAACCAAGGCCUUGGGUUGCUCCCGGGGCCUCCUGGAGAUGGAACCCAAGAGUUCCCCGUGGAAAGACAGCAAGAGCUUGUUGAGCCGAAUCAGUCCCCUCAAGAGCCCCCUGUAGAAGUCAGCCCUCUAGGAGGACAAGAUGUUGCCGAGGUCAGCCAGACAUGCCAGGAGGUCCCCGAUACCACUCAGACAUGCCAUGACAUCCUUGAGGAGGUCGGCCAGCCUAACCAGGAGGUCCCUGACGUCAGCCAGCUGUUCCUGAAGAACCACGACACUGCUGCCAACGCACGUCAGCCAUGCCAGAAGGCCGGCCAACUACCUCAGAAAGUUCAUGAGGAAGUUUGCCAACUCUUUCAAGACAACCCUGAGGAGAGUGACCAGCUGUGCCAAGAGGCCCAUGGAUCCCCUGUGGGGGUUGGUAGCAUGGUCCAGGAAACCUUUAUGGAAAUUGGCAGGCCAACCCAAGAGAUCCCUGAAGAGAUCAGCCCACCAUGCCAGGAGUUCUCUGUGGAGGUUGGCAUGCUGGCUCAGGAGGUUCCUGCCAUCAUCGAGUUGUCUCAAGACAUCCCCGAGACUGACAAACCAUCCCCGGAGCUCACUGAGGAGACUGGUCUGCAGGCUCAGGAGGUCUCUGAGGAGACUGACGAGGACUCCAGGAUGGUCCCUGAGGUGGUUGAUGAGCUGCCUAGUGAGGAGAUCCCCCAAGGCCAGGGUCUGUCUAGUGAUGGAAACACGGAAAGCCAGUCCCUGGCCCAUGCCCAGCACUCAUCCCCCACCAGCAAUGUGUAAUUAGCCGCUCUCUCAUUUGGGGUCACUCUGUCAGCCAUUUGAGCCAGAACCUUUCUGUUGGCUAACACUAGCCAGAGCAAGGCCUGGGCUCCCACCAGGGGUAUCUGAGGAAGCAGGCCUGCUGGCAUGAAACGUACUUCUGCCAGAGCUUAUGCCUAAGCAAGAGCCGGUUUAUGUUCAGAGCAGCUGCUAGCUCUUCACUUAGCCAUGGGGUGGGAAAUCGUAGAUUGUUCUAGGAAAUACCACUUAACUGUUGAAGAUGCCGUUGAGGAGACAGCAGAUAUAAGAUGCAAGGCAGCAGGCUCUCUACUUGUUGGAGGAAAUAUUCACAACUUCUUAAGGUACCCUCAGACCAUAUGUGCAUUAAAGGAAGCUCUUGUCUUCACUGUCACAGGCAGACCCAGGAUAGCCACCUGAAAUGUCUGCAAAAUAGAGUUCCCUUCUCACAAACAUCUGUCAUGGCCACUCACGGUUUAGACUGGGCUUAUGGGUAUUUCCAUAUAAUUGCCAAGUGCUCCCUCUGCCCUAGUCCUGUUCCUCUGGAGAGUGACUCUAGAGAAAAAUAGAUAAUAGAUUGCCAUGCAACUUCAGAGUGACUACUUAGAAUGCUCUGGGAGAUUUGGAUCAACCUAUGAAGCUAGGCCUCCUUUGUCAAGAGGCUCUUGGGCUUAGAAGACGCUGUAGUAGAGAGAAUCGAGUUCUAUUUUAAGCAGUUAGCAGAGAUCAAUGUUGUACAGACAUGAGCAAAGAUUUAAUAUAUAUAUAUAUAUUAUAUAUAUAUAAGCAUAUAUAUUUCUGUAGUUUGCCAGGGACAGACUGGCCAAAGAUCAAACACUCCAGGGUCCCCAAAAGGUUUAUCCUUAUAUCAUGUGUCUUUAGAACCAUAUGUGAUUAUGAAGCUUUUCCCAAAGAUCACGGAUGGGAGUGGGUGUGGGUAAUGCAGUCAUUGGAGUUGGGGGCCGGAACAUCGCAAAGUGCUCAAUAAAUAGUAAAUAUUGAGAACGCUGG